UGUGAUGCAUGUGAUUAUCCGAGCUCCUGGGACACGCGAACGCAGCAAUCGUUAACCGCCCACUCUGCUUGGGCAGGAGCAGCUCGCGGAGCAGGAGCUGCCGUGGCCUCACAGACAAGACGGUUUCAAGUUACACUUCGACCGGGCUUUGUUUCAUUUCAUAAUCAAUAAUCGCGGUUUGGUCGCUUUAUAUCCGUACGGACAGUUUCAGGUUAAGUUAAGGUGGUCGUUCAAACAAUAAACCCAGGUACACUUUGGUAGAAAAGGCAGCAGAAGAAGAAGACAAUGUGGCAGACGAAGAAGCAGCAAAGUUGUCGCUUGGCUGUCAUGUUUGCUACUUGUUGAACACACUGCCAGGGCAGCCUGUAGAGAAAGUGAUGGCACAAUGAUGGCAGAGCUGCAGAUUGACCAGUCUAGCCUCCCCCGUGUCCAGGAAGUGCGGCAGAGUUUUGCUGUGUUGGAAGAUGGUGUGUUGGCACAUAAUCUGCAGGAGCAGGAAAUCGAGCAGUACUACACCACCAAUAUCCAGAAGAACCAGCUGGUGCAGAACGACAUCCGUGUAGCCAAGCAGCUCCAGGAUGAGGAGAAGGAGCAGCAGGCCCAGCAGAGAGCCCUGCUGAGACAAACUUCCAGACGACUAGAGGAACAGGACUUUGAGUAUGCCCGUGUUAUUCAGGAGGAGAUCCAGCAGACAUCUGAGGCAGCCUGGAGAAGGGAGCAGGAUGAUGAGGAAAUGGCUAGAAGAAUGCAAGAGGAAGAAGAGCAAAGGAUGAGGAGAACCCGAGAGCAGGAGGAGUACUCUGAAGGCAGCUCCAGCGGUUCUGCACCGCCAUCACCAAACCAGUUUACACUCGACCGUCAACAUCAGGGAGAGGUGCAGUACUCACCUACCACCACUAGGUGGCAUGACUCUAACACACUUAACCAUCCAGACUUCAGUAGGCCUCCAGAUUACUACCCAGGCAGGAUAGAACCUCACAAAACCAUAACUGUGCGGUCUGAUAAAGGACAUACACACUCCCGUCAAGAACUCAGAAGGGAAUUAGAAGAGAGACAGAUGCAUGAAAAUUGUGAGGACUAUGUUUAUUCGGAAAACCAACCAAUUAAAAGACACAACACAGCAACCCUCCAUCGCAGAUCAUCCUUACGUUUGCCUCGAGAGAGAGACUACAGGACUCUUACCAGCAGGAUCACAGAGGAGUUUGAUUGCUGGGAGAAGUAUUAUGAGAAUGGUGAUAAAGACAAGAGGGGGACCAGGGACUUGAAGCGGGAAAGGAGCUCCAGAGUGAAAAAUGGGUCUUGGACAAUCUCCAGUAAUGAGAAUGGAGCUUCAAGGUCAGUCGAGGUUGGACGACGGUGCAGUCGCAGUGAAUCUGUCGGGUUUUAUGACGCUACUGAUAAAAAGAAGAGCGACUUAACUAGGACCUGGACCUACAGAGACAAUCCUGACAAACAUGUCCACUUUGCUGCCGACACCAGGAGCUUAAACAAGUGUCAGGACACAAACAUGGAUGUGUGGGAGAUGCUUGGCUAUGUCCUCCAGGAAAGAGGUGUCCCUGUGAGGCUCGGUGGCAAUGGAGCACCCCUGAAAAUAGGUCCUCAAAGCAGAGACAGGACUGAGAUCUCCUAUGGCGACUCCCAACCCCAUCAGACGGCCUUCCAAAGAACUGCCUCCGCCAGACACAGUUUCCAUGGAGACAUUAGGGAAAGGAAGAGAUUAUUUUACAGGGAGAACAGUGAGUGGGAUCACAGAGGAACUAAAGACAGCCAUCAUAACAUUUUGCUGCAUGACAGACAGCUUUAUGAUAUAAAUAGCAGAGACUCGUGUCUGUCCAACAGAGAGAGGCGGGGCAGUAGCAGUUUUAGAGCACUUAGAAGUCCUGACAAUGAGUACGAGAGGGGAAGCAGUUCCAGCAAUGAUGGAGUCAAGAGAACAACUGGCAGGCCUUGGCACAGUACAGUAGAACAUUUCAGUACUAUUGAUGAGAUGGAAAGGGGAGUAGAGCAGCCUCUUCGCAGACCCCUCUGCAGCAGAUGGUCCAGGUCAAGACGCAUGGCAGCAGUGGCAUCACUAAAACCCAAGAAAGAGCAGACAAGCUUGGACAUGGGAGAACUCCGGCAGGUACUACAGGAUGAAGAGGUGGCCCGCAAGAUGCAAGAGGAAGAAUCAAAGUUGUUUUUGAGGACCUCACAGUCCACGCCAUGUAGAUGUCACCCACAGGGAGACUUCCGCGUCGCACAAGUGGCCCAGGACGAGGAAAUCGCUCAUUACAUGCAAAAGCAAGAAGUAAAGUCACACCGCAGAUCACGUGAUCUCGAAGGACCGGCAUCAUGGCGCGAACACAGAGCUAUGAUGAGUCUGCACGAUAGGAGAAGUGCAAGAGAGAGACAGGUGCAGAGAGAGAGGCUCGAUUCUGAGGGGUUUCCUUCUCCCACAGAGGACUGUCCCCCAGAGAACCAGCCUCCCAGCCCCGUCUCCACACUACCACAACCCCAGCAGCAAAGGAACAUUGCGGAGGAGCUGGACCCGACCUUCCAGACCAGGAGGCAAGGCGCAGACAUCCUCCAAAUAGGACAAAGCGGCCCCAUCAGUCAGUCACUUCCCGCGCCACAUGCAGGCCUGCAGGACUUUCCCCAGGAGCCAAACUUCAUCCCGCCAACCAAGCGCCCGACAGACAAACAAGGACGCACUAAACCCAAAGAAAAGAAAGAAAAUUGUAAGCAACAAUAAUCUUCCAGCAUUAUGACUUUUUUUUGUACUAAACACUUACACCAAUA
Messenger RNA from Nerophis lumbriciformis (worm pipefish), 2778 nucleotides. It is a transcript of the gene ccdc187, whose product is annotated as coiled-coil domain containing 187. The record is from RefSeq and is a predicted model, not a curated record. Lineage: Eukaryota; Metazoa; Chordata; Actinopteri; Syngnathiformes; Syngnathidae.